Messenger RNA from Clupea harengus (Atlantic herring), 1697 nucleotides. RefSeq names its product THO complex 5 (gene thoc5). The transcript has 15 exons. The annotation marks the transcript as partial. The record is from RefSeq and is a predicted model, not a curated record. NCBI's taxonomy places the organism in Eukaryota, Metazoa, Chordata, Actinopteri, Clupeiformes, Clupeidae. Gene Ontology annotation, biological process: mRNA export from nucleus. Gene Ontology annotation, molecular function: mRNA binding. Gene Ontology annotation, cellular component: THO complex part of transcription export complex.
GAAGCCCCGUCUGAGAUCUCUCGUCCGCACCUCACUAAAGACGAUCCUCAUCAGCUCACACUGGCCCGCCUGGACUGGGAACUUGAGCAGAGAAAGAGGUUGGCAGAGCAAUAUAAGACAUCUCUUGCCAGCAAGGAGAAAAUCCUAAAGGGAAUCGAGGUGAAGAAAGAAUACCUGGGCAACCUUCGACCUGGACUCCAGGCAAUCAUGCAGGCCUCUCUCCCUCUCCAAGAGUAUUUAUCCAUGCCCUUUGAGCAUGUGCAGAAGCAGACUGAAGUGGCACGCCACCUGCCUCCACCUCUCUAUGUGCUGCUGGUGCAGGCCAGUGCUUACGGCCAAGCCUGUGAUAAGAACCUGUCUGUUUCCAUUAGUGGGGAUGUGGAUGAAGCCAAAGCACUCUCUAAGCCCCCAGAGGACUCACAGGAUGAUGAAAGCGAUUCAGACGCUGAAGAGGAGCAGAACACCAAACGGCGGAGGCCAACUGUUGGCGGGCAGCUGGACGAUAAACGGAAAGAGAUGCUGAAGCGUCACCCUCUGUCACUCUGCAUAGACCUCAAGUGCAAAGACGGAAGUGUGUUGCAUCUGUUCUUUUACUACCUGAUGAACCUCAACAUCUUGACUGUGAAGGCCAAAGUGUCAACCUCCUCCCACCUGACUGCUGUGGUCAGUGCCGGGGAGUUGUUGAACUCAGACACACUGUUGAACUGCCUCUACACAUCUGAUCAGGGCAAAGAAACACCAAACCCUGCCAACCGCUACCAGUUUGACAAAGUUGGGAUUCUUACUUUCUCAGAUUAUGUGGGGGAUUUGGGUCACCCUUACCUUUGGGUGCAGAGUCUAGGUGGACUUCAGUUUCCCAGCGACAACCCUGAGAAUGUUGUGAUGGGGAGCAAACUGAGCGCCAGUCACAUGGAGCGCACCGUGAAGCUGCUGAGAAGCCGCCUGCAGUCUCGCCUGGCCCUCCACAAGCAGUUCAUCUCACUGGAGCACAGUGUGGUGCCUGUGUCUGCUGAGUGCCAGGACCUCUUCCCUGCCAAAGUCAUCUCCCGUCUCGCUCGCUGGAAUGCCAUCACCUACCCGGAGUUUGAGGAGAUGCCGAUGGUGCAGCAUGUGCUGAAGGCAGGCCUGGCUCAUGAGACGGAUCUCUUCUUCAUGGCGGUGGUGGAAAGAGGAACAGCCCGCCUGCAGGCAACCGUGGUGCUGAACCCCCGCUACCCCGACGUCACGCCGCUCUUCUCCAUCUCUCUGCUGUGGAAGGGAGAGCGCUCUGGACUCACAGACGACAACCUGCGGGCCAUUGAGAGUGAGGUCAAUGUCUUCAGGGCGGAGCUUCAGGGGCCCCGCCCUGGCCACCAGCUGCUGACCAAUCAGCUCCAGCGUCUGUGCCUGUGCCUGGAUGUGUACCUGGAGACAGAGAGUCAGGUGUGCGAUGGGUCGGAAGGACCCAGAGAGUUCCCCAGAGAGAAGAUGUGCUUACGGACGGCCAGGGGUCCAAAUCGUCUGAAACCCUUCAAGUACAACCAUCCUCAGGGCUUCUUUAGCCAUCGUUGACCUCUGCCGCUCCCUUUGGAACCGCGGCGUCCUAAAAGCUUUCUUGACAAAUGCUCAAAUGAGUUCCUUUCCAGUUGCCCAUUUUUACACAACUUUUAAUGUAGGUUAGGGUGGAAAAAAAAUAAACGUUCUUCAGUUUUUGUAAA